Cuscuta epithymum is the source of this 1359-nucleotide messenger RNA. Lineage: Eukaryota; Viridiplantae; Streptophyta; Magnoliopsida; Solanales; Convolvulaceae. The record is from the annotation of a GenBank genome assembly.
UUUAAGCACAUGAUCUUAUCAAUGGCGCUUCCAUCGGGGUUUCGCGAGAGACUGGAACAAAUGGAGGAGACCAGAAACCAACGCCUCUCUCUCCUUCAGGUCGCUCCUUUAAAAAAAUUUAGGCAUCUAGAGUUUCUAUCGAAAAAUGCAAACUUAGAAUCGGUGAUUAGUGAUCAUACAGGCAGAGAAAGAGUUACAGACGACCAAGUCCGAGUUAUUGGCCGCAAGGCUCUCCAACAUCAAAUUCGCAGAACGGCGCUGCUUUAAUCUCGAGCGUAAAAUUGCUUCUCAGCAAUUAUUUAUAUCAUUUCUCAAAUCCGAAAACGACCGUCUAGACACCGAGUAUCUCCGCGCUCUUCAGGAUGUCAGAUAUUUGAAGAAUGAGGUGGAGGAUCUGGGGGAACUAGAGAAAGAAAAGGAAAAAUAUUACACUUCCGAAAAUGGGGAGAUGAAUGAAUUCAUGGAGCAUUUGGAAAACUUUGUGGUUGAAUUGCAAGUGCAAGUAGAGGAGCUGAGAAGUUACACCAAUCAGGUCAGUAUGUUCUGCUUCGUGGCCUAUAUCUGUUUACUUCAUUUUAUCAAUUUAACUCUCUUGCUGAACAAUGGUUAUGCAUUCAGCAAUUCCUGAUGUCUGUUUUCUUUGUCAUGUUUGGAUAGGAAUUGAUUACAAACUGGACUAAUACAUCGUAUAAUUGUACUCUGUAUUAUAUAUUUCAAUGUUUGUUUCAGGUUUAAUUUUACCCCCCUCAUAAACCUCUCCAUUGAUAAUUAUGUUGUCUAUUUGAGGUCUGUGCAUAUUAAUUUUUUUGUUUUUCAUUGUUUUACUUUUAGCCCCUAAUCCUCUCUCUAGCAACCCUUGCUUAGACGAAAUCAACUUGACUGGCAUGAUUUUUGUAUAUGGUGUUCAUGCCAUUUUAUUGACAAGAUAUAUCUGUCGUUCUCAUGGAAUACUUCUUUUUAAAAAGUACGUAAAUUAUGGAACCAUGUUUCAGCUGAAGUCAACUUUUUCUGAAUUGCAAGGCAACUCUAAUCAUUCAAAUAACUCCGUGAUUGCGGCUGCCGAGAGACGAAAGUCAGAGCUCCUUGCUGUCAAACAGAAUCUGGAGAGAGAUCUGUCUAUGAAGCACCAAUUAAGAGAGCAAUUGAGAAGGCAACUUGUAAAUCUGUUGAUCAACCAGAAGCCUGCAUAGAAGCAGUAGAUUCAUGUGUAUAGGAAAGCCCAUACACUUCCUGAUGUCCAAUUGUUAUAUGCCGGUUCCUUUGGUAUACAGACUUCAUUACCGUGCAUUUGGUAAGGGUCUCAUAUUGAGCAAUGAGCAUCUUAAUUUUUAAAGGUACAAAUGGAGUGAUUUACGGGGU